This is a messenger RNA of Centruroides sculpturatus (bark scorpion), 428 nucleotides long. RefSeq lists its product as uncharacterized. The coding region runs from base 87 to 419 and encodes 110 amino acids. NCBI's taxonomy places the organism in Eukaryota, Metazoa, Arthropoda, Arachnida, Scorpiones, Buthidae. The record is from RefSeq and is a predicted model, not a curated record. The transcript is spliced from 8 exons.
GUUAGAUGAGGGUGGAUGUAUAAAUAGGACCAGACAUGUUUAGUAGUUGGUGGUAACUGUCUUCUCCUCUCUUCGAAUACACGAAAAUGAAGAGAAUUAUUCUACUUUUUCUAUUGUUUUCUGCUUGUCAAGCGCACUGGAUGAAGCAGUACAUUGAUACAGAUGAUGAAGAAGAGCCGAUUUCUACAUGGAAACAUGGUUUAGGUAAGAGAAACUCUUGGUGGACGAAGAGAGCUUAUGAAAAUAAGCCAUUUUCGGAAUUUAAUAAGGAAACAUCGAAAUCCAAACGAAAUACGUGGUGGACCAAAAAGUCAAAAUUGAUGCAAGACGAUAGUAAUGAAGUCGAAGAAGAAGACAACUUCACAGUCGAGAAUCUACUACCCACUAAAAAAGCAUGGUGGACAUUUUCUGAUGACUGAAAACUUCGG